GGGGAAAACGACGAUGAACGCGAAUUAUCUCCCUCUGGGCUCGCAAAUCCUUCAGGUGAACCUUGUAUAUGCUCCACUGCCUGUGUACUCCCGGCGGGUGGCUUUAGAACUUGUUGUAUAAGCUCUCUUUGCCGGUCUAGCAUAACACCCAUCUCUGAUUGGAACACGGAUGUAACUUCCUCUCUGAUCAUUCGACUUAUAAACUUUUCGGGUAAUUUAUUUGAGAAUUAA
Messenger RNA from Hydatigera taeniaeformis, 231 nucleotides. Lineage: Eukaryota; Metazoa; Platyhelminthes; Cestoda; Cyclophyllidea; Taeniidae. The record is from the annotation of a GenBank genome assembly.